CUCGGUUCCUCGGGACUGAAGGUAUCAAAAAUCAUUCUAGGUUGUGCGGCGUAUGGGAGCCCGGAUUGGUACGACACUGGAAUCAACACUUUCGAUACCGCCAAUGUCUACUCCAACGGGCAAUCCGAGAUGUUCUUGGGUAAGGCCACCAAGCAAGAAAAUUUACCGCGAGACGGGAUCGUUGUAAUGACAAAGGUC
Messenger RNA from Guyanagaster necrorhizus, 198 nucleotides. RefSeq names its product Aldo/keto reductase. The annotation marks the transcript as partial. The transcript is spliced from 3 exons. Lineage: Eukaryota; Fungi; Basidiomycota; Agaricomycetes; Agaricales; Physalacriaceae. The record is from RefSeq and is a predicted model, not a curated record.